Messenger RNA from Fonsecaea erecta, 1257 nucleotides. RefSeq lists its product as hypothetical. Gene Ontology annotation, biological process: pyruvate decarboxylation to acetyl-CoA. Bases 1 to 1257 code for a protein of 418 amino acids. Gene Ontology annotation, molecular function: dihydrolipoyllysine-residue acetyltransferase activity. The record is from RefSeq and is a predicted model, not a curated record. Gene Ontology annotation, cellular component: pyruvate dehydrogenase complex. NCBI's taxonomy places the organism in Eukaryota, Fungi, Ascomycota, Eurotiomycetes, Chaetothyriales, Herpotrichiellaceae. The transcript has a single exon.
AUGCCCGCUAUGUCCCCGACAAUGACCGAAGGCAACAUCUCGAGUUGGAAAGUCAAAGAGGGCGACUCCUUCGCCGCAGGGGAUAUCCUCCUGGAAAUCGAGACCGACAAGGCUUCGAUGGAUGUGGAAGCCCAGGACGACGGCGUCAUGGCCAAGAUCCUGCAAGGUGACGGCUCCAAAGCAGUCAAAGUCGGCACGAGGAUAGCUGUCCUUGGUGAUCCGGGGGACGACGUCUCCAGCCUCGAAAUCCCCCCGGACGACUCGAAGCCGGUGCAGUCGGAAGCAGAUAAUGUGAAGGGCGGGGCCGAUUCGAAGUACGAGACCUCCGGAGCUGAAAAGGAGACACCGGGCACACCGCAAAACCAGAGACCGGCGAAGGACAAGCCGAAAACAAGUCCAACGGGGCCGGGCCAGAAUCCCAAAUAUCCGCUCUAUCCUUCGGUGAUAGCUCUCAUCCACGAGAACCACAUCUCCGACGACGAUGUCGCCAAAAUCCCCGCUACUGGGCCGAAUGGAAGACUGCUGAAAGGGGACGUCCUCGCAUAUUUGGGAACCAUUGAUUCAGAUUACUCCGCCAAACAAUCCAAGCGCAUCGAGCAUAUGGCGCAUCUCGACCUGAGCAACAUCAAGCUCCUACCUACCACCCCCAAGACCGCCGUGAAACCUACCGGAGCUGCCGCCGCAGUACCUGAAGAGAUCAUCCCGCAAGUCACCAGUGUCAGCAUCACCAUCUCCCUCGCCGAAGUACUGAAGGUGCAAAAACGCAUAAAAGACACCUUGGGCGUGACUGUGCCUCUAUCGACUUUCCUCGCCCGUGCCGUUGACCUCGCCAACGAUGACUUGCCUCAACCCACGAAUGCGAAGCCGUCGGCAGAUGACCUCUUCAACGCCGUCCUCGGAUUGGACACGAUACCCACCACGUCUCGAGGGACAUAUCUCCCACAGAUCGACGCAUUUCCCGUUCUUCCGCCCAGGACAUCCCAGUCCACGUCACUCUCACGCUCCCCUCGCGUUUCCACCUCUACGGCAAAGAAGAUUGACAUCAUCGAUAUCCUAUCCGGCAAAGUCACGCCCAAGAGAGCGGCCCCUUUCUCCACGGCUUCGGCGUCGAUACCAGGCCGUACCCUAAGCACGGCAGAAGGUGCCUUGAAUGUGUUCAGCCUGACGGUGCCCGUGGGCGAAGAGCGGCGGGCACGCACGUUUCUGGAAAGAGUCAAGACAAUCCUGCAAGUCGAGCCAGGCAAAUUGGUGUUGUGA